GGAGAAAUUACAGUUUAAAUUGCGAUCAUGGCGCUUGAUGUAAAGUCCCGAGCAAAAAGAUAUGAAAAACUAGAUUUUCUGGGGGAGGGUCAGUUUGCCACUGUUUACAAAGCCAGGGACAAGACCAACGACACGAUAGUUGCCAUCAAGAAGAUCAAAGUUGGACACAGAACAGAGGCUAAAGAUGGCAUCAACAGGACAGCCCUACGAGAGAUUAAACUACUGCAGGAGUUAAGUCACCCAAACAUUAUUGGGCUGCUUGAUGCAUUCGGGCACAAAUCCAACAUCAGCUUGGUGUUUGACUACAUGGAGACAGAUCUGGAGGUGAUCAUUAAAGAUACCAGUCUGGUUCUGACUCCAGCCAACAUCAAAGCCUUCAUAGUGAUGACUCUACAGGGCCUGGAGUACAUGCACCACCACUGGGUCCUGCACAGGGAUCUGAAGCCCAAUAACCUGCUGCUGGAUGAGAAUGGUGUGUUGAAGCUGGCUGAUUUUGGUUUGGCUAAAGCCUUCGGCAGCCCUAACAGAGUCUACACUCACCAGGUAGUCACCAGGUGGUAUCGUUCUCCAGAGUUGUUGUUCGGAGCCAGGAUGUAUGGGGUGGGCGUCGACAUGUGGGCUGUGGGCUGCAUCCUUGCAGAGCUCCUCUUAAGGUUACCCUUCCUAGCAGGAGACUCAGAUCUGGACCAGCUGAGUAAGAUCUUUGAAGCUCUGGGUACUCCUACAGACAGCACCUGGCCUGGGAUGAGUAGUCUACCUGACUAUGUGUCGUUUAAGUUGUUUCCUGGUACUCCUCUGGAACACAUCUUCAGUGCUGCAGGAGACGACCUCUUAGAGCUACUACAGGGUCUAUUCACCUUCAACCCCUCCACACGCCUUACAGCUACACAGGCUCUAAAGAUGAGAUACUUCAGUAACAGACCAGGUCCGACCCCCGGGGCCCAGCUGCCCCGGCCCAACUCCUCAGCAGAGGCUCUCAAAGAGAAGGAGAACCUCACCAUCGGAAUCAAGAGGAAACGAGACGGACUGGAGACAAGCACCAUAAAGAAGAAACUGAUACUGUGAGAGGGGGGAUUUGCUUCGGUGGAGCAACAUGACCACUCCUGCUGUUGAACUCCCAGUGUGGUUCAUUGGACUAGGUAGAAGUUUCCCCUAACCAGUGGUCCAGGGUCAUUAUUUUUUUUACAUUUGGUGUUAGGUCAUGUGAUCCUAGAUCUGUGGUUAGGGACAACUACUUAUGCCUCCAGUGCGGCCCAUUGUGGUCUAAUGGUCCAGCUGUGAAAACCUCCAGUGUGGUCUAGAACAGUGGUUCUGAAUAUUCUUCAUUGCAACAAUGAUUUCUGAGCUCUGUAAGAGCCUGGUAGAGCAGAACUAUUUAUGUGACAGAAGAGGAAAAACAGCAACACUUGGUUUUCGUUAUGAUUCAUUUCAUAGAUUUAGUUUUAUUUGUUUAUUUUUUGUGUAAGUGAUGUAGGAUAAUAAAUAAUUCUGUCUGAGAUUAUGCUCUUGUUCAUUUGGUUGACAACUCUGAAUUAAUGUGACACCUCAACUCUUAGCUAACUCGCAUUACAAAGAAAGCUAUUAUAAAGGUUCACAUUUGAUACCAUUAUUUUUUUCAUGAAUUUAAUGAAAACUGUUAUUGGAAAAUGUUUGUGGAAUGUCAAAUAUGGAAUAAAAAAUAUAUAUUGAAUCGAAUAUUAGGAAGGAACUUAUGUUUGGGAAUCCUCAUGUCACCUUUCCCACUCUGGUUUGUGUUGGCAUUCACCCCACAUGGAGGGAAGUGCCCUUACUGCUCUGAAUGAUUACACUACCAUCCACCCACUACAUAAACAGAGACUGAAUCCUGAUAAAGGUAUAAAGAAUUAACCUUUUCACGCGGUGUGUGUGUGUUUGUGAGGAAAACAAAUAAACACUAUAUAUACAAAAGUAUGUGGACAGCC
Molecule: messenger RNA, 1940 nt
Organism: Coregonus clupeaformis (lake whitefish)
Lineage: Eukaryota; Metazoa; Chordata; Actinopteri; Salmoniformes; Salmonidae
Gene: cdk7
Product: cyclin-dependent kinase 7
Exons: 12
Coding region: 28-1065 (345 amino acids)
Biological process (GO): positive regulation of transcription by RNA polymerase II; protein phosphorylation
Cellular component (GO): transcription factor TFIIH holo complex; cytoplasm; nucleus
Molecular function (GO): cyclin-dependent protein serine/threonine kinase activity; RNA polymerase II CTD heptapeptide repeat kinase activity; ATP binding
Source: RefSeq, a predicted model, not a curated record